CUGACGUUGCGACACGUGAUAGGCUACACAGACACGGAAGCAGAAAGUCAGCUGCAACAGCUUUGGGAAUAAUUUGUCAUUUUCUCAAUCAUUAUUGAGGAAAAGGCCUGUUAUUGUUAGCAUAUAGCUAGCCUGAAGCGACCCUGUUGACCGCAGAGUGCACAAUAUAACGCGCAUGCAGUGAGUGAUAGUUGUUUGUGAGCUGACACUUGUCCUCUGUGUUUAUCGUCGAUUUGUUAGCCUGCCGCUGGAGCUCAGAAUGGACGGUGGGGCUGUGCCGGAGGACAGCAACUCGGCCAGGAAGCGCAAGGUGCACGGCUUACUGAAACUUUACUAUGGGCUGAACGAGGAGGGAAAGGAGGGUCAGCAGACAGAAUCUAUGGACCCCUGCGACAUCAACGGGCCUCACUUUGAUCCAGAGCAUUACCUGAACAAGCUAAGAAGAGAAUGCUCUCUGGCAGAGCUGAUGGACCAAGAGACCUGUAUGGUGAAGCAGAUCCGUUCUUUGGACAGUGACAUGCAGACAUUGGUGUAUGAAAACUACAACAAAUUUAUAUCUGCUACAGACACCAUAAGAAAGAUGAAAAAUGACUUUAAAAAGAUGGAGGAUGAAAUGGACUGCCUAUCUGCUAAUAUGGCCGCAAUCACAGAGUUCAGUGCUUGUAUCAGUGGAACCCUUCAGGAUCAGCACACGCAGAUUACAAAACUCUCAGGGGUUCACACUUUGUUAAGGAAGCUACAGUUUCUCUUUGAACUCCCCGCAAGAUUGAACAAAUGUCUGGAACUGCAGGCCUAUGCUCAGGCAGUAAGCUCCUACCGCCGUGCCCGCUGUGUGCUGCAGCAGUACAGUCACUUGCCCUCCUUUAGGGGAAUCCAAGAUGAUUGUCACACCAUAAUGGAAGAGUUGGCACAGGAGCUUCGACAAAAGUUCAGGGAUGCCCGGAUGAUUCAUGUGUCUCUCUCUUCCUUGCAGGGCGAAUUUUGCAGUCAAGGCGUCCGUGAAAGCCUGGUGGUGAACUUCAUAAAGUUCGUGUGUCAAUCCUCCCGCCAGUUUUGUGAGAGUGCUGGAGACAAAGGUGGUUCCACUCCUCCGGUGCUUCUGUUGCUGCUAUCUCGCCUCUGCUUGGACUAUGAAACGUCCACCAUCUCCUACAUACUUACGCUGACUGACGAACAGUUCCUUGUACAGCACCACAGUCCUGUGACGCCUGUCACAGCCUUAUGCGCAGAAGCCAGGGAGGCGGCCCAGAAAUUACUUAACCAUUAUGUCAAGGUUCAAGGUCUGAUCAUCUCUCAGAUGCUGAGAAAAAGCGUGGAAACACGAGACUGGGUCAACACCAUUGAGCCUCGAAAUGUUCGAGCUGUGAUGAAGAGAGUCGUGGAGGACACAACUUCAAUUGACGUGCAGGUCGGUCUUUUAUAUGAGGAAGGUGUGAGGAAAGCGCACAGCAGUGACUCCAGCAAAAGGACUUUCUCUGUCUACAGCAGCUCCAGGCAACAAGCACGCUAUGCUGCCAGCUACACUCCAAGUGCUCCUAUUGAUACAAAUCUACUGAGCAACAUCCACAAGCUAUUCUCUGAGAGGAUAGACAUCUUUAGCUCAGUGGAAUUUAACAAGGUUUCUGUGAUGACAGGGAUCAUCAAAAUUAGUCUAAAGACGUUCCUGGAAUGUGUUCGCCUGCGCACCUUUGGCCGCUACGGCCUACAGCAGAUCCAGGUGGACUGUCAUUACCUACAGAUGUACCUGUGGCGCUUUGUAUCAGACGAGAACCUCGUUCACUUCCUGCUGGAUGAGAUAGUAUGCAGCUCUGCUCACCGCUGCCUAGAUCCUGCUCCAAUGGAGCAGAGUGUAAUUGAGGUAAUCUGUGAACGUGGUUAAGGCUUAAAGUAUUCUGCUUCUUUAUUAAAGUAGUCUCUGUGAAGCUCAGUAAUUUCUCUCUGGAACACAAGUAUUUUAUUUGUAAAGGUCUUUUUUUUUUUACUUCCAGAUGACUAAUUAAUAAAGAUGUUUGAGGAAAUUAGUUGGGGUAAAAGUUGUUAGAUUGGCCUUU
Cynoglossus semilaevis (tongue sole) is the source of this 2051-nucleotide messenger RNA. RefSeq names its product VPS51 subunit of GARP complex (gene vps51). Lineage: Eukaryota; Metazoa; Chordata; Actinopteri; Pleuronectiformes; Cynoglossidae. Gene Ontology annotation, cellular component: GARP complex; EARP complex; membrane. The record is from RefSeq and is a predicted model, not a curated record. Bases 260 to 1879 code for a protein of 539 amino acids. Gene Ontology annotation, biological process: retrograde transport, endosome to Golgi; endocytic recycling; Golgi vesicle transport. The transcript has 12 exons.